AAAAAAAAAGUGAACGCAGAAAAUUUCCCUUUCUUUCUUUUUUUCGUUUCUUUUUACUUACAUUACCAUAACGACUGUACCCACGAUGACGAAAUCCAAAAGACGGCAUGGAACCAAAGCACCUGGAAACAGACGACCUGGAUCAAAAUCACCGAAUAAUGGCGGUAGCAAUGCAUUUCAACCUUUGAAUAUGUUUUUCAACAGUCCUCGCUCGAAUGGCUAUCAAUCUAUCUCGAACAAUGUAAUAUCAAAAGUAUACACACUGCCCCCUCCCCCACACAUAGUACGAUAGAUCGCACUGACAACCGUUGGCUCUUCGGUUCGUAGGACGUGAUAAGUAGGAAUGACAGUGAUGAUCAGCAUACGGCUUAUUUUUCAAGGUCACCGAAUCCAAUGAGUCCUCAAGAUGUUGCUAUCAACAUGGACAAUAACAGCAGCAACAACAACCAUAACCAUGGUACAACAAAUAAUGGUAUGAUGGGUUAUACAUCAGAUAUAGAAACAGCUAGUCAAAGUCCGGUAGAAGGGGAUGUAUGUUUUCCGACACCGAAUAAAAGAGAAGAAGGAGGCAUUGAUUUUGAUGCGUUAGAAGAGUUCAUCAGCCAAGAAAAAAAGGAGAUUGCAGAAAGCAGAAGGACAGACAGUACUCAUACAGCAGCCUCAGGAAUGCCUCGGAGGAGGAGAUUGUCCACUGUUGAUAAUGGUAGAAGAUACAGUUUAUAUGGUGAUAGAAUGUUGAAUGCCGCCGAUAAGAUAGAUACAGAUCUGUAUCGCGUCAGUUUUUACUCUACAGCAGAAAUCACCACUGUUCAUUCCCGCUCCAUUAGCGAGAUACCUGAAUACAACGAUCAUGAGACACUCUCCAGCAUGUUGAAAAAGGGCUGCUUUUGGAUUGAUAUUCAUAACCCGACAGAUGCUGAAAUGAGGGCGCUCGCCAAAGCUUUUCAUAUCCAUCCGUUAACCAUUGAAGAUAUAUGUAUGGAAGAACAAAGAGAGAAAUGUGAAGUAUUUUUGAAUUACUAUUUCAUCUGUUUCCGAAGCUUUGAUCAAGACGAGUUUUCCACUACUUAUUUACAACCAUCAGCACUUUAUAUCAUUGUCCUUAAAGAAGGUGUCUUGACGUUCCAUUUCAAAUGUAUGCCUCACCCUCACAACGUUAGAAAAAGAAUCAAGCAGCUGAAAGACUACAUCAACGUCACACCGGAUUGGAUUUGUUACGGACUGAUGGACGAUAUCACCGAUUCUUUUGCACCACUGAUACGCGCUAUCGAGUUUGAAGUGGAUUCUAUAGAUGAAUUGGUCUUGAUUUUGAAAGAAUCGGAACAAUCCGAUAUGCUUCGUCGUAUUGGCUAUUGCAGGAAAAGAAUGAUGGGCUUGUUGCGAUUAUUGAGUUCAAAAUCAGACGUCGUCAAAACGCUGGUGAAGAGAGGCGAAAUAGCACCCGCAGACGGUACGCGGCCUGCUUUGAGUAAAGAAGUAGCAUUGUAUUUAGGCGAUGUGCAAGAUCACCUCAUUUCUAUGGUCUCUUCUUUGAAUCACUAUGAAAAAAUUUCAUCCAGAUCCCAUUCGAAUUAUCUGGCGCAAAUAUCCAUUGAAAUGACUCAAACAAACAACGAAAUCAAUGAUGUGUUAUCGAAACUGACGGCUUUGGGAAGUAUUUUGGUUCCUAUGAAUCUAGUGACGGGUGCUUGGGGCAUGAACGUACAAGUGCCUGGUCAGUAUCAGGAAGAUCUCACUUGGUUUGCUGGCAUUAUCACUACCAUUUUAAUCUUUUGCGUUAUUUCUACGAUUUUGAUGCGAUACUAUAAUAUUGUUUAAAAGGCUUACCACAGUCUAUCCUGAGACUUUCUUAUUUCUUUUUUUUUUGUAAAAUAUCAUUGUUGGUCGACGCAAAGACACGUAAAGCCAGAUUCCAUGGAUUUUAUUCAUAUCACCCAUUCCAUGUUUUCUUACAUUAUUCCCACUCUUAUUGCGACUUUAUAUAUAUAUUUCUUUUUUGGUUCUGUACAAAGCAAGUCCAUGUAUAGCCUUGUCUACCGUCCAUUGAUGAACACAAUUGGAUAAACAAUGUUUCUUUUUUUUUUUUUAUAUAUACAUUUGGUAUGUACACAUCUUUAUUUU
Molecule: messenger RNA, 2121 nt
Organism: Mycotypha africana
Lineage: Eukaryota; Fungi; Mucoromycota; Mucoromycetes; Mucorales; Mycotyphaceae
Exons: 4
Coding region: 394-1818 (474 amino acids)
Biological process (GO): intracellular magnesium ion homeostasis; magnesium ion transmembrane transport
Cellular component (GO): membrane
Molecular function (GO): magnesium ion transmembrane transporter activity
Source: RefSeq, a predicted model, not a curated record